GUGGGAAACUCAUUGGAUUCGCACCAUGCUGAAGUUCGUGAUCUUGUUGUCUGCCGUUGCCUGCGCCCUGGGAGGCACCAUCCCCGAGGGUCUCCUGCCCCAGCUGGAUGGCCGCAUCGUUGGAGGUACCGCCACCACCAUCGCCAGCUUCCCCUGGCAGAUCUCCCUGCAGCGCAGUGGUUCCCACUCCUGCGGUGGCUCCAUCUACUCCGCCAACAUCAUUGUGACCGCCGCUCACUGCCUGCAGUCCGUGUCCGCCUCGUCCCUGAAGGUCCGCGCUGGAUCCACCUACUGGAGCUCUGGCGGCAGCCUGGUCAGCGUGGCUGCUUUCCGCAACCACGAGGGCUACAACGCCAACACCAUGGUCAACGACAUCGCCGUGAUCCGUCUUAGCUCCAGUCUGAGCCUCAGCUCCAACAUCAAGGCCAUCGGUCUGGCUAGCUCUGCUCCCGCCAACGGCGCUGCUGCCUCCGUCUCCGGCUGGGGCACCACGUCCUAUGGAUCCAGCUCCAUUCCCUCCACUCUGCAGUAUGUCAACGUGAACAUAGUCAGCCAGUCUGCUUGCGCCUCAUCCACUUACGGAUACGGCAGCGAGAUCAAGUCCACCAUGAUCUGCGCUGCUUCCAGCGGCAAGGAUGCCUGCCAGGGUGACUCUGGUGGCCCUCUGGUCUCCGGUGGCGUCCUUGUUGGUGUCGUUUCCUGGGGAUACGGUUGUGCUUAUGCCAACUACCCUGGAGUCUACGCCGAUGUGGCUGUCCUCCGGUCCUGGGUGGUCAGCGCCGCUAGCAACAUUUAAGCGAAACCUUGCAAAGUAAAACAAACUUGCUAAAUAUUA
Molecule: messenger RNA, 835 nt
Organism: Drosophila kikkawai
Lineage: Eukaryota; Metazoa; Arthropoda; Insecta; Diptera; Drosophilidae
Product: trypsin alpha
Biological process (GO): proteolysis
Molecular function (GO): serine-type endopeptidase activity
Source: RefSeq, a predicted model, not a curated record